Porites evermanni is the source of this 1311-nucleotide messenger RNA. The record is from the annotation of a GenBank genome assembly. Lineage: Eukaryota; Metazoa; Cnidaria; Anthozoa; Scleractinia; Poritidae.
AUGCUUCGUCAAAAAGUCGCAGGCGUUACAAAACAAGGCCAGGGAACUCAGCCAACCGUGAAGGACUGGAAUGAGCUAUUGCGUGACAAAUGUCACGCAGACAGUAUCUGGACAAUUAUGGCGGCGCAGAACGCGGCAGAAGGCGCUUUUUGUAGUACUGAAGAAAAGGUGAUCGCAUCCAUGUUCAGUGGGAUAUGGAAGAGCCGUUGCUUGAGUGUUUUGGUGUCCCUAGGUAUCCCGGAGCUGUUAUGUGAAUCUUCCGAAUCCGUCAGCAUUCAGGAGAUCGCUAAAAGGACUGGAUGUCGCACGGGCGAACAGAUCUACAAAAUCAUGAGAACCAUGGCUCAGUGGGGCAUUGGAGAGGAAAUUAGCGGCGAGAGGUCUUUUAAGGCUAAUAAGGCCAUGGAGUUGCUAAGGAGAGACAAAGGGCCGAGUCUCGGACACAUGGCUGCGUAUUAUGGUAGCGAUGAAGUGUGGAGCAGUAUGUUGGUUUUUCCUGAUGCGGUCAAAAAUGGUGUUACAGCGUUUGAGCUUGCUCAUGGCAUGAACAUCUACGACUACAUGUACAAAGUUGACACCCUGGAGUAUGUACCUGGAAAAGCGACAACGAAUAAUCUCGUACGAGAUCUGGGUUCGCAGCAAAGAAGGUGCGAAUUCGCACAUAAUUAUGACCGCGCUAUGAAUAUGUUAUCUCAGUUGGAGCUGCUCAGUUCGCAGCCAAGCGUUUUCACCGUGUACCCCUGGGGCAAGUGCAAACGGAUCAUGGACAUUGGGGGAGGGGAGGGUCAGUUUUUGUCGCGCAUACUUAAAUUACCUGGAUGUGAGCACGUCAACGGGGUUCUUUUUGAUUUCCCGGAUGUUAUUGAACGUGCUAAAAAGUUCUUAGCAAAAGAGGGGAUUCCGGAUAAUCGAAUAACAUUUACUAUGGGAAAUAUCCUGAAAGAUGUGCCGCAAUCAACAGAAGUGGAUACAAUCAUUGUCAAAAACUUGUUUGUAAUUUUUAGCGAUGAUGAAAUGAUCAAAGUCUUGGAAAACUGUCAUGAAGUCCUGAUAAAAGGUGGAAAGUUUAUAAUUGUGAAUAGUUGUAAUCCCGAAGCUGGAGACACAGACCACAAUGUAAAUUCAUCAGGCAUGCAUCCUGGCUUUCGUGGUAUUCACAUUAUGACUCUGUGUAAGACAGGAAGAUUCAGAACCAAGAGUGAGUGGUUACUGUUGAUUAACAGAUUGUGUUGUAAAGUGGCUUUUAAGUUAAAUCAAGUAUUUGACACUGGUGAUGGCCCUACAUUAUUUGAGUUGCUUAAAUGUGACUAA